Messenger RNA from Aureobasidium namibiae CBS 147.97, 1167 nucleotides. RefSeq lists its product as uncharacterized. The coding region runs from base 1 to 1167 and encodes 388 amino acids. The record is from RefSeq and is a predicted model, not a curated record. Lineage: Eukaryota; Fungi; Ascomycota; Dothideomycetes; Dothideales; Saccotheciaceae. The transcript has a single exon.
AUGUUCUCAAUUCCGGAGCUUGACCUCGAGCACUCACGACAUAUCUCAAGCAAUGAUGCAUCAACAUCUACCCAACAACCAUCCUAUUCACGUUAUCAAGACACAAACCAAACAAGCAACAUGCAAAAUUCUCCUCUCUCGCGCUUGCUUCUCGAGAUCCACGAACAGAUCAUGGACUACAUCAUCCCUCUCGAAAUCAGGCAGAUGGACGAUUCGAUGAAAAAGAAUGUCAUCCAGAUCGUAGACCCUGCUGACAAGCUACUGUUGAUGCUGGCUCGCCGCCACGGUUUCGCAGCUACAUGCCACGAAGCCCAGGUCCUGAGUUUACGCCAUCAUCUCCGCCAUACGGAAAUCAUUUGGAACCUAGGUGAAGCCACGAGUGACUUGUACCAAGCCUCCAUACCGUUCACCUCGUUGCAAUUUCUGCAUGUGCGAGGUGUACUUGUUAGUAUCCGUGGUGUAGGCGCUAUUCAGACAGACAAUUUCCUGCCCGAUAUAUGUAAAUGGGUCGACGAGCCAUACAAGCUUGUUGGAGUGUUCGAGAAGGCUUUACUAGCCGCUCGCAGCUUACGCCGAGAACAACACCAGAAAGAACUCAAACACCACCAGAUGUUCUACACCCACAUCUACAGCUGCCUCUCAUACACGGACGGCAAUGCCUUGCGGCCAAUCAAAAAAGCCCUUCGACGCACUUGGAAGCGCGAUACCAUUGACGUGAGAAUAGACAUGCUAGACGCAGCAACCUCGCUAAAACGACUGGAAAAAGCCUUCGCAUUACUCGACAUCGAACACGCCGAGAAAAUCCAAGCCAUCGAGAUCGAGGUCAAGCGACAAGAAGAAUCGUCUCUUCGAAAUGGAAACCGGAUCUAUCGAGACGAACACACCGCCUACGAAAUGACUCUCGACUACAUGACCACGAUGUACGAUUUCUGGAAGCAGCGAGUUAGAAUCUUCCAUGAAAGGUUGAUCCCGGUGGUCAUGUCGGGUUACAGGAUUGAUUGCAGCGACCUCGACGUUGGAUUGGAGUUGGUGCGGAAUUUCUUCGAGCCGAUGCCAUACAGAAGUCAUACAGGGAGGCGUGUAGCUAACGCGGUUGUUGAUAUGGUCAAUUCAACUGAAGUCCACGGGGAUGAGCCUAGUCUUCAGAUGGAGCGGAAAGGAGGUUAG